UUCAUGAUGAGUUUCGCGCGGAUGAUGUGGUCUCUUCGCCUGCUGAUUCUUUUAGUUUGUUGGGUGUAUGGCCAAAGAAUGUGGGGUAACCAUGGACCGCUGUACGAAUCCACAAGGUUGCUAAUCGAAUCUGAAAGCCUAAAAGCCUCAGGGAUUUGGAAUAGGACUCAGGAAAGUAUUCAAAAACAUACGCAUCGACUACUUCAGGCCAAGGAUGCACUGGAGCAGAAACAGCUCCAGACCAGUGCCCGUUUAUCGAAAUUCUUUGGAAACGACUACACUGAGGAAUGGAGAAUCUGCUCGAAGAAAUACGAGCUCCAGGUGGCCCACUUCAACAGGGAGUUGCUGGACAAGUACAGCAUCUGCCGAAAUUCCUUGGACAGCAUUAUGGAUCACUAUGAACAGGAUGUUGUCGUGGAGGCCAGUUUCUUGAGCGGGGCUUCCGAGGAGAUCCAAAAACUAUCGAAAGCCUGUCAGAUAUGGCAACUGAAACAGUCUGGAUUUAACCACGCCGGAGUACUUCUCUGCACAGUGUCCGGAAUCGGAGGAAUCAAUCGGCGAAUAACCAGCAGCCUUGAUCUUUGCGAUGGUAUUUUGCUGGAAAUGUCAAUGGAGGACUUGGACACUCCAAGCUGUCUUUUCUAUUAUGACAUUAAAAUGCAGUUCGAUGAGGUAUUUUUCCAGAUUGAAUCCUGUGCUUUGGCCUAAAAGGAAUAAUAAAGAAAGAACAGAGAUUUGCUUAAUUCAAUCUUUCAUAUCACCCUGAUGGUUGGAAUCCUCUUGACUUUUAUUCAGAUAGGCCAUUCAUGAGGAACUCACGCCAACUUUUAAUUUGUUUA
Drosophila bipectinata is the source of this 839-nucleotide messenger RNA. RefSeq lists its product as uncharacterized. The record is from RefSeq and is a predicted model, not a curated record. Lineage: Eukaryota; Metazoa; Arthropoda; Insecta; Diptera; Drosophilidae.